CAGGCCUUAAACCGGGGUAUAGCUGCCGUCAAAGAAGAUGCCAUCGAGAUGCUUGCCAGCUACGGCCUGGCAUACUCCCUGAUGAAGUUUUUCACCGGUCCCAUGAGUGACUUCAAGAAUGUGGGACUGGUGUUUGUGAACAGUAAAAGGGACCGAAUGAAAGCCGUACUGUGUAUGGUUGUAGCCGGUAUUGUGGCAGCAGUCUUUCAUACACUCAUAGCAUAUAGUGACCUGGGAUACUAUAUUAUCAACAAGCUUCAUCAUGUAGAUGAGUCCGUGGGAAGUAAAACACGGAAAGCUUUUCUUUAUUUGGCAGCUUUCCCUUUUAUGGAUGCUAUGGCCUGGACACAUGCUGGCAUUUUACUGAAACACAAGUACAGCUUUCUGGUUGGAUGUGCCUCUAUCUCUGAUGUCAUAGCACAGGUUGUGUUUGUUGCCAUUUUGCUCCACAGUCAUUUGGAAUGCCGGGAGCCUCUUCUAAUUCCAAUACUCUCCUUAUACAUAGGAGCACUUGUGCGCUGCACAACAUUAUGUUUAGGAUAUUACAAGAACAUACAUGACAAGAUACCUGAGAGAAGUGGUCCAGAACUAGGGGGAGAAGCCACAAUAAGAAAGAUGCUGAGUUUUUGGUGGCCGUUAGCUUUAAUAUUAGCCACUCAGCGAAUCAGCAGACCCAUUGUUAACCUCUUUGUUUCGCGUGACCUUGGUGGAAGUGCUGCAGCCACAGAGGCAGUGGCCAUUCUUACAGCUACCUACCCUGUUGGACACAUGCCAUAUGGUUGGCUAACCGAGAUCCGAGCUGUUUAUCCUGCAUUUGACAAGAAUAAUCCUAGCAAUAAAAUGGGAAACAGUUGCAGCGCGGUGACAAAAAACCACAUUAAGAACUUCACCUUCUUCUGUAUGGCUCUUUCCUUAACGCUCUGCUUUGUGAUGUUCUGGACUCCGAACGUAUCAGAGAAGAUCCUAGUUGACAUCAUUGGAGUAGAUUUUGCCUUUGCAGAGCUGUGUGUUGUCCCUUUGAGGAUAUUUUCCUUCUUCCCUGUACCAGUUACUGUGCGGGCCCACUUAACUGGCUGGCUAAUGACACUGAAGAAGACGUUUGUCCUGGCACCCAGCUCUAUUUUAAGAAUUAUCGUUCUAAUCUCUAGUCUUAUUAUCUUGCCUUACAUGGGGGUUCAUGGAGCCACAUUAGGUGUAGGAUCCCUCCUCGCUGGCUUUGUAGGAGAGUCCACCAUGGUUGCUAUUGCGUCUAUUUACGUAUAUCGAAAACAGAAAAAGAAGAGCGAUACAGAGACUGCAGUGGAAGGAGAAGAUUCGGCAAUGACUGAUAUGCCACAGUGUGAGGAAUUAACAGACAUUGUUGAGAUGAGGGAGGAAGAAGAAUGA
Staurois parvus is the source of this 1386-nucleotide messenger RNA. The record is from the annotation of a GenBank genome assembly. Lineage: Eukaryota; Metazoa; Chordata; Amphibia; Anura; Ranidae.